CUCACUUCCAUUGUUCCAACGUCACGUGGUACUGCACGCUCAGAAUAAUCUGACAGCCGGAGUGGCAGGCUGAAGCGGGUUGUGAGUCUCAUCCCGGCAAGGGUUUUGAAAGCCCCUUCUUCUUGCUCCCACUUUCUUCGUUUUCCUUCCUCCUUCACUUCUUCCACAAUCACCACCAACACAAGUCCUCGCUCAUCACACCAAGAUCUGCGCAAGAACAAGCUCCAAACCUUCCAUCUCUUCCACAACCAUCACAAGAUGUCUUCGCCGCAGAAGGAGCAGCAGCAGCAGCAAGAAGCUCGCGACGAGCAAACGAAGCAGCAUCACACCACCAGCAACACCUGUCCCGGUCUCUUCCCUCACUCGGCUCAGGCUUCCACCGCGGACACCGCGAUCCAUGCGGUGGUCACCACCCGGCGGCCUCAGCACCAGACUUCCCGUACCCCGGGCCCCUUUCCUCCCCCAGCCUAUGCGGUCAUCCGACAAGCCGCCCUCCAAGUUUAUGUGACUAGCACCCCCAAGCCCAAGGGGCUUCCUCGCCCGUAAAGAACAUAUAGCAAUUCCUACAACGUCAGGGCCGCGAUGCUUCCAACAGCAUAGCACAGGACUGCCAGUUGGGCUGCCACUGAAGUGACAGUCGUACCGGCACGUUACCGGGUACGUUGCCCCAGAGGCCGAACUCGCCAAAACCUGCUCUC
Molecule: messenger RNA, 698 nt
Organism: Neurospora crassa OR74A
Lineage: Eukaryota; Fungi; Ascomycota; Sordariomycetes; Sordariales; Sordariaceae
Exons: 3
Coding region: 259-546 (95 amino acids)
Source: RefSeq, a predicted model, not a curated record